Molecule: messenger RNA, 2337 nt
Organism: Linderina pennispora
Lineage: Eukaryota; Fungi; Kickxellomycota; Kickxellomycetes; Kickxellales; Kickxellaceae
Product: FAD/NAD(P)-binding domain-containing protein
Exons: 9
Coding region: 1-2337 (778 amino acids)
Cellular component (GO): cytoplasm
Molecular function (GO): flavin adenine dinucleotide binding; electron-transferring-flavoprotein dehydrogenase activity
Source: RefSeq, a predicted model, not a curated record
AUGACUUCGGCGUCGCACAGCCUCAAAUCUUCCACACACAAGCACUCAGAGAGCCUGUCGGACAGUUCAAUGUCAGUCAGUACACGCAAGGAUUCAGGCGCCAACUCGGUGUCGGCGCUCCCUACCGCUGCGGCUUUCCAGGGCCACAUCCCAAAAACAUCCAAGACCUUCCGGGUAGUCAUCAUCGGCGGAUCGUUUGCCGGCAUUCGCGCGGCGCAGGAGCUCGAGCAGCUGGUGUCACCCAGCAUGGUCACGAUCACAGUGAUCGAGAAGCGCGACAUGUAUUUUUACAACCUGGGUGCCCUGCGCUCAAUCGCCAAGCCCAGCCUGAUCGACAUGGUCUGGCUGCCAUACACCAACGUCCUCAAGCACCCGAGCAACCGCGUGAUCCAGGGUGAGGUUGCGUCCGUGUAUGCCAACUCUGUGAUCCUGUCUGAUGGCCGCAAGAUGGACUUUGACUCGCUGCUGGUCGCCACUGGCUCGAUCUACCCGCCGCCGUGCAAGCUCGAGGUGUCGUCGUCGAUCCAGGGCAAGGCCGAGAUGCGCGUGACAGCAGAGAAGGUCAAGUCGGCACACGUAAUUCUUAUUAUUGGCGGCGGUCCAACCGGCGUUGGCCUGGCAGCCGAGAUCGUCACGGAGAACCCGACCAAGACCUGUGAUCCUGGCGCACGCGGGCCCCACAUUGCUGCUCUGAAAAAGCUAAAAACCAUGGGCGUCAAAGUGCUGCUGAACGAACGCGUCAAUAUCCCCGACGACGAGCCUCUGACGUACCGGAUCGAGGGUCGCUGGCUCAAGACCUCACAGGGCCGCAUGCUGUUCUCUGAUCUGCAGUUCCUGUGCAACGGCAUCACGUUCAACACAACCAUCAUGGACACGCUCGACCCCAUAUACAAGCACGACUACAUCGACUUACGUACCAACCAGAUCAAGGUCCGGCCGACCAUGCAGAUCGGCCAUGCCGAAAUGCCCUGGAUCUUUUCUGCGGGCGAUGUCUGCAACACCAAUGGCGAAAAGCAGGCGUACCGUGCCGAUAGCCAGGGCAGCCAUGUCGCCAAGUGCAUGGCCAAGAUGGCCCACGCCUGGGCGCAGGGCGACUCGAAGUGGUACAGCGUGCCACUCAAGGCCUGGCGCGAUCCAGCACAGUACAUGUCCACUCCGUGGAUUGUGCUGGGCGACCUGCCGACGCGCGUCAUGAAGAGCAAGGAGCUUUUCCUGGCCAAGCGCUACAAGGAGUUCAACCUAGAGUUCCCUGGUCUCCCAGACUCAACCACCGGGUCGCCGUCGCACACACCGCAGAGAGCCCCCGAGCCUGCUCCCGCCAAGCCUGCCAUGAUCAACAAGACCAGCCAUGUAAGCUUGGCUGAUAGCCAUCGCAAGUUUGGCGACGUACCGCACAUGGCUGCGACAUCCAUCGCCGAGGCCACUGCUGAGAGCCUCGACUACAACCACGAGCCGGACCGGAUCUCACUGAGCCAGCCGUUUGUUGUUUCCAAAGACGCUAUGCGCAAGGACUCGAUGUUCGCAGUCACACAGAACCUGUCGCCGGUUGACUCUGCAGAGUCUGAUAGCUGCUCGGAGAUAUCUGAUAGUGAGCACGAGAACCUGUGCGAGCGUGUUCUGGCUAGCAGCCUCGCCGACAGCAGGGAUAGCUGUGACACUGGGUCCCCGACAUACAGUGUGAUCACUCCCUCUAUCAAGACACAUCCGGGCCAUGAUCACAGGGCUCUGACUGCAAGGCACUGCACAUGGCAAACAACAUGCCACCACUACCACCACCACUACCACCAUCACUAUCAUUACUACCAGAACGAUGGUCAGAACCUGGUGCCGCCGGUCCCGCCUACCCCGCCUACCCCGCCCGAGCUUGAGAUUGACUACGCACACAAGUGUGCCUUUCCGGGACUGGCAAAAUACAUCGAGCCGAGGCUUGGCAAUAUUCGCGCAGCCGAGCUACGUGAGAUCCAUAUCCGCGCGAUGGUAAGCGAGAAGGACUCACUAUCCACCAUUACUACUGUUCCCGAUUCGAUCCUGACCAGACCCGUGAUGCAAACGCUGACGCGCAUGUCGAUUACGCCGAUGAUUGACGUUCGGGUUGCACGGUGGGUGCUGAGCACGCAGAAGCAGACGCUGCGCUGGCUGGAUGUAAAUGGGUUUAAUAGCGAGCAGCUCUUGGUGCAGUGGAGAUAUCUCGAGUCGCUGACAGUGAGCAUGGUGAAUCUGAUGCCAAUACAAGCCGAGCUGCCGCUUGGAAAGAACCCGCGUGGCCUGGUAUGCAGUACAGCUUCGGCGACAAGCCCGCUGUGGCCAACUCUGCUCAAGGACAGGCGUUCCAUAUAG